Molecule: messenger RNA, 738 nt
Organism: Cladophialophora carrionii CBS 160.54
Lineage: Eukaryota; Fungi; Ascomycota; Eurotiomycetes; Chaetothyriales; Herpotrichiellaceae
Exons: 1
Coding region: 1-738 (245 amino acids)
Source: RefSeq, a predicted model, not a curated record
AUGAACCCAACGCCAGCCCGGAACUCGCCUGCCUUUGAAUCUGAUUUACCAACGACGUCAAGACCCGACACGACACCCCGAAACUCAAGCGAAGGGACACAACCACAACCACAACCACAACCACAUGUCCUCGCCAGCAGCAGCAGCACCACCAUGACCCUCUCCCCUACGAGCACUCUAUCUCCCAUCUCAACUGUGACUUCGUCUUCACCGACACCCACCGCCACCAAGCCACAACACAACCGCCGCGCCUUCACGUUCCACUUUCCGCGGUCGAGAUCCAGAUCGCCGAGACCAUCAAACCUUCCUCCAUCGCCAUCGGCACCAGCACCAGCACCAGCACCAGCACCGCCAUCGCCAUCACAGGCGGUGGAGACCUCCAUCUCCAUCUCCAUCCCCCCAUCCACACCGCUCAAGCACGCCAGGACAUCACCUCUCCCAGCACAGCGAGGCCAGAACCAGGGGAUAAGCAGCAGCAGCAGCAGCAGCAGGCCCGACCGUGCCGUCUCGCCUACAACAACACUGACCUUGUCGCCCGGGCCGAUCGAGAAGCGAGAUAGUUGGUUGCAGAAGAAGAAACCCAGAUCUAGCGGGCCUUCUCCCGGUGGGUACGGUCGACAUGGGGACGAUUGGCUGUUCGGUGGGUUCAGCAUUCGCGAGACGGCCCGGGAGAUCGUGAGUCGUGGGACGCGGAAGAAGGAGGGCGAUGGGGAGGAGGGGAAGAGGAGGUCGACGUGA